Messenger RNA from Haliotis rufescens (red abalone), 3790 nucleotides. RefSeq lists its product as uncharacterized. The transcript is spliced from 11 exons. The record is from RefSeq and is a predicted model, not a curated record. Bases 465 to 3281 code for a protein of 938 amino acids. Lineage: Eukaryota; Metazoa; Mollusca; Gastropoda; Lepetellida; Haliotidae.
GAACUGUUCUUGACUUUUCACUCAACACCCUGAAAAUAUACCGACAACGUCAAAACGAAUACCUGUAACAUAACAGGGACUUUUAAUGAGACUCCUUCCUGUGCAAAGUUAAAAACUACCUGUAGCCAUUAUCUGAAAAUGAGCUGAGGUCAAAUCUUGACCUCCAAGCUCUGUCACAUACAGGUGUGGCAUCGGAGUUGCAACCACAUAGAAAUUGGAUCCAGAAACAACUUCUCGUAGCAUUAUGGGUGAAUGCACACACCAUUCUAUAGUCUAUCCCAUGGCUAUGGCUAUGAGACUGCAUGCGAUGAUCAGUGAAGUUUGUACAUACUGUCUUGGAUCGCCAUUUUGUGAAGAGAAUGUGGAGUACUGACAACAGGGUCCUUUACUGUAUCUUCCUAUGUCGCCUUGUGAGGGGUACUACUUUCAAGUGAGGCCUGCUUUGAGGUUUUACAUUUGUCAGAAUGGCAACUCCUGGCAGACUAAGCAUAGAGUGUACAGGGGAGGAGGAGGAGCUAUCACAUAUUGCCACUAGUCACAGCAUCAGGGCGUCGCCCACCUUGUCGUCUCUCCCUGCAACCCAUACUGGCCUAGAAUCUACCCAGCUGGCAGUUGAUAGUCCCUGGCUAUGUGUUGGCAGCAGCCAUGUUGACCAGGUGGAGAACCCUCAUCCCACAAGUCCACAGGCCCCCGUUGUGAUCAAAGUUGUGCUGAACGGAGAUGAUGUGGAAACAGUGAAUGUGAUGAGAGACGGAGGAGAUGCAUCUGUCAAACUCCAAGUCUGUGGUCAAUCGAGGGGCGAUAAAGGGAAGAGUAAUGGAACCUCAGACCCUGAUGUUUCCAUUUACAAGUCGCUAUCUAAGCUAUCCAUGGCCACAGUCAUCAAACUUAUUAUGCUGCUCCAGAUUAUCAUCUUUGCACCAGUCUGUUCUGUGAUUAUCUUAAUUGCAAAAGGAAAUGUGUUGAACAUACACUGUAACAAUGUGUACAACUAUCACUCACCACCUCUGCCUGCCAAUAAGACAGAACAGCCAGUUCUUGACAGGACCACUGGUCAUGGGGCUAAUAAGACAGAACAGCCAGUUCUUGACAGGACCACUGGUCAUGGGGCCAAUAAGACAAAACAGCCAGUUCUUGACAGGACCACUGGUCAUGGGGCCAAUAAGACAGAACAGCCAGUCAGUAACAGCAAUAGUGGAAAUAGCAACUGUAGAACAGAUAUUGCUGCAGCAGAGGGGUCUUUGCAUCACAGGUCCACUCCUCUGGAGAGCCUUGAGAAAUCAAAGACAGCUCCCAAGAACAUGAUUCAGGCUAAACAAAUUCUGCCAAAACCAAGAUCUGAGGAUGACAAUGAGGACCAUUGUUACUGGAUAUCUUCAAGAACACAUGCAAGAGUAAAGUUUGCCAUGGCGCCACUUGAAUACAGCUGUCCAGAUGAUCAGGAAGAGAUUGAUGUGAAACAGCUGCGGAAGGAGCAAAGAGGGUCAACCAUGACAAAGGACUUCACAGCUCUUGCUAUGCAAGGAGACAGCAGCAGCAGACAGGAGGACAAAUCUGUCACUGGCACUGGCCCGCACAGCCUUACCCAAGGACUUGGCAAGUUGGAACGUCUGAUAGGUCCUCUUCUGCAAGUCGCGACUGUUACGGUAACAUUGUUUAUUGUCACCUUUGCUUAUGCGAAAGCCUUACUGCAGCUGCUCUAUGCAUUGACCCAAAAAUUGAAUUGUAUCCUUGACAAAUGGAAGCAAUAUGUUAGUACUGGAAGGACCAUCAUUUCUUCAGCCUGUUUCCAAUUAAUAUGCUGUGUUGUGGCCAAGUUGUUCCCAACCCGUGUUCCUCCAUAUUUUGCGAUGAUGUUGAUGAUGUUGAUGGAGUGUUCAGGAUCUGCCCAUGGUGAGUGUCAGGACAGUUUUGACAGUGGUGCACCAGCAUCAGAAGGGUUACGUGUCCGCAGUGACCGCGAGAGAACACAGAAACAGAAGGAGGACACUAAACUUGCUGGCUACAUAUUGACCAUCCCAAAUAUACAAAAUGUCAGGUCCGUUGACACAAAGAAUACAUCCCCAGAUGAGAGUUUUGUGCAAGAUCGAUGUGAUGACAUGGACGAAGUUAAGCAAAGUAAUGAUCCGUCUGAUGAAACUGAAAAUGAUCACUCAUCUUUAGCUGAUUCAAAACUGCUCGUAAAUGAGAUGAGAGAAGUCCAAGAUUUUGGAAGAGGGAUGUUUGGAGACUCCUCUACAGAAGCAGGGAUAUUAAACAGGCGUGGAUUUAGAGAUACAGAAGAACCUUCUGCGUGUCAUGACAUGCGCAGUGGAGAAGUCGAGACAAGGAUAACCUCACUACCUGAGGAUGCACAUAUCAUCUAUUCGAGGGAUUUGCCAGGGAAACCCCAAGUCCUUUUAUCUCCAGGAGGAUACAGCUUUGAUGACACAGUGGAGACUGAUGCUGGAGGCAAUGAGAAAGUGGAACAUGUCUCGGACAUUCUCUUCUCACAACCUGGCUCAAGAGAUUUGACACCUCUGCUGCACUCAGUGAAAUAUAAAGAGAGAGACUUUGAGCAUCCUAUCUUGCCUGUUGACUUCCAGCUGGAUGAGCGACUGCACAUGCCACCAAAGAGAAAGUACAUUUGGCCACACUACCAUUGCAUCCAUGGGGAAAUGUAUGACAUGAUGAACUUCGCCCUAGGCAUUGAAUCAGCUCUUGAUGGAACCGGAGUGUUCCUUCAGGCCUCACCACUUCAUGUAGAAAAUGGAAACAUUUCAACCUGGAGGGUGAAAUCCCUGUCCGUCACCCGAACAGCCUACUUUGAUCAUAUGGCAGAAGCUCCCUACAUUGAAGAGAAGGUCGAAAUUGAAACCUUCUUGCAAAUUAGACGGCAAUAUGAAAUCUACAUCAGUCAUCAGGAUGAUGACCCAGACAAACUGAAGAUAUAUGGACUUAAAAAGUCUGUAGAGUUUGAUCAACAUUUUGUGAGGAUCUUCUAUCAGUGCAGAGAAGCUAUUGGCUCCAUCACUGUGUUUGUGACAUUCCAACCCUGGAGUGGGCGACGAUUUAAUCAAAGUCAUCAAAUGCCAAGUGGUCAGACAUUGAAGUCAGUGAUGGCACAUCCAGCCAUCCAUAACUUUGUGUGUCAGCUAAAGCAAGUGUAUACCAGGUUACAAGGUGGCUGCUACGUGAGGCUGACGAUGGAGGGAUGUCACGUCUACCCCUCCCCUUCUUGGAGGGUGAACCACUCAUGCAUCCUGGAGAUCGCCCCAUCAGUCCCCCACAUCUCUCUAUGAUGUCUGGAUGGACUAGAUCAGCUAGCUUAAUUUACUUACGAGGUUUGAUUGAUAAGUUCUGAUCUUCUCACAGAAGGAAUUGCUUAAGUUAUGUAAUUCUUUAAUGUCUUCAGGUCUUUUUUUUUUUUCAAAUAUCAUUUUAAUUUAGUCUUUCUAUGUUUGACUAAGAACUUAUCAAUCAUCCCUUGUAUAAUAAUUUAGUUUGCUUUAUAAGUGGAUGCAGGGUGCAUGUAUGCAUAUUUUCUACAGUUGUACAACUAUUUUAUCGAACCAAUUAAGAAUAUAAAAAAAGCAGGCAGUUAAACAGUUGCUAUAGUUCUCUUCUCUCUCUAAGCUGGGAUAGUGCCUUUUGACUGUAAGGGCAACGUUUUGGUAUAGAUCCCUAUGCCUUAUAUCCUUAUCCUUAUACCAUUGGUCUUGCUUGACAAUGGUAUAAAGCUAAGAAUUGACCUUCACUUUGUGUGAGUUCAUUGGAGUAUGAACCUGCAUAGAGUGAGGUCCAAACUGUA